This is a messenger RNA of Gaeumannomyces tritici R3-111a-1, 651 nucleotides long. RefSeq lists its product as hypothetical. The transcript is spliced from 2 exons. The record is from RefSeq and is a predicted model, not a curated record. NCBI's taxonomy places the organism in Eukaryota, Fungi, Ascomycota, Sordariomycetes, Magnaporthales, Magnaporthaceae. Bases 1 to 336 code for a protein of 111 amino acids.
AUGGCAACCCCAAGCGAGACACCAGGGCUCUGCCCGGAUUGGGUGCUGGCGACCGGCUCUAACGUGCAACACAUCAAUGAUUUCGAGAGCCACGGUGUGGUUCUCGUAUUCCCAACCGUAGACUGCAAGGCAAUUAUUUGCAUCGAUAAGCCUCGGCUCGAGGGGCACCAGAUCUUCGGGAUCCUGUUGGCUGUGGUCAGCGUCGGCUUUCCUAAUAGCUGCGGUCGGUCUGCGGUCGGUGUUGGCACCGCCAUGAUUAGGAAGGAAUUGGGCGACCCGGCCGAGAUGGCCGCGGCAACCCUGUGCCCGGAGAUCCACCCAAUGACCCAAUCUUAGCCCCUAUUCCAAAAAGAUUUACCCAGCCAUACACGCCCAAUCGUUUACCAACAAUCCCAUGUCCUUAGCUGGCUACUCUCUCCCUGCUAAACCCAUAAUAACAAUGGGAAUAAAGCAACCGGCAUCUGGUACGCACCGCCACGAGCUUCUGGGCGCGUCUUCUAGGCGCUCAACCCAGCAAUGGGAGCCACCGGUAGCUACGGCCCGAUCUCUGGUUGAUUUGAGCUUGCCAAAAAGACCUGGCGGCGAACCCGCCAGAAUCGAGGCGAGCCUUUCUGAUGGCAUGACCGGAAAGCACAAACGGCCUAGCGUUUC